Molecule: messenger RNA, 5382 nt
Organism: Nematostella vectensis (starlet sea anemone)
Lineage: Eukaryota; Metazoa; Cnidaria; Anthozoa; Actiniaria; Edwardsiidae
Exons: 2
Coding region: 2503-5025 (840 amino acids)
Biological process (GO): DNA recombination; DNA integration
Molecular function (GO): DNA binding
Source: RefSeq, a predicted model, not a curated record
UUGAUGUUUCAAUCUGAAACAUGGGUGUAGUGACUGGCUAUGAGUGGGUCUGUUGGGGGUGAUGUGAAGUGGAUGUGUGAAGGCCAAAGGUCUUAGCUGACAACAAGGGUUAGGGUCUUUCUUCAGGAUGGCUCAGGGUUGCUACUGCCACAGUGUUUGAUAUAUGAUAGUGCAGGGUAGUAGUAGUAGUAGUAGUAGUAGUAGUAGUAGGCAUAGUUAUGUGGGAAGAUGACCGGUCGUGUGGGAAGAUGACCGGUCGUGUGGGAAGAUGACCGGUCGUGUGGGAAGAUGACCGGUCGUGUGGGAAGAUGACCGGUCGUUGUGGGAAGAUGACCGGUUGUUCUGGGAAGAUGACUGGUGGUACAAGAUGACUACCGCACAAACGUGUGACUUUGUCCCAGUGAACGCAGAAACACAUGUCAGCGCGACAGUACUUGUUUUUUAAUACGGAAGUUUAAUCUCCCCCAUCUUUUUAUCACGUAAUCUCUUCUACAUGCACACACAUGCACACCCAAACCAACAAAAAACCCUCUCCCAACGCUGAUUAUCUCUCUUUAUCACACUUUCCUAUUUCUUAAAUAAUAUUAAAACUGAAAUUAUUGAAUCACCUUCUUUGUUGGGACGCCUGAGGUGGAAGGGGGAGGGGGUAGGACGGUGGUAGUGCCGGAUAAUAGGAAAUCGGAACACCAUGCACGUCCCUACAUUCUCCUAAAAAUCUUGUUGCAUCCGUUUCCCCUACCCUCACAUUCUAUGCUCGCCGCCUACGCCCUUCCCAUUUUUUUCGCUUUUUUUUAAUUCUUUGCUAAAAAAUGGAGCUUCGCUGUUGGGUGUUAUUUUCCCAAAAACCUUAAAAGCAUGUUUUAUUUUACACGGGUCAUCACGGACGUCAACAGUCGCAUUUCUGAAAAAUCUCUAUACAUAACACGCCGAGGGCUCAUCGCAAUUACAGGGAGCUCACAUCCACCGUUUGAAUGAUGCACCAGUCAAUUGAAACCACGGCACCCCGACCCCCGGGAAAUAGCGGGGAAAGUAACAUUCAUUUGGUGUUAAAUGCUCUUUACUUUCCCGGCUACCGGGGCCUGUGACGCUGUUACAACCCCCGGUUCAUGGCCCCGGUGUAUUUUUAAUCGGGUGCAUGAUACAUCCACUUCAGAACAGGCUACCUCCAAAUUGAAAAAUCAACAGACAUCGAUAGAUAGCGAGUAAACUUCAACACUAUCAGAUAAUUAGAUUUGUUGAAAGAAUAAGCCGGGAAAAUUUUUUGAUUUUACCUUUUAGUUUUUUCGCAGUCGAGACGGCCGUUAGACCGCUAAACCAAUAAGGGAGCACCAGAAAGCAACAGGCGCCGAAAAAAUAGACAAGAGAUACAAACGCACACACGCACUAAGAACAACUCUAGAAACAACUCUAACUAACUUUAUUCAAACCGUAGAGGUGAGCUUCCUGUGCCGCAAUUUUUCCCGCCGAAUGCUCGGUAGUUUCCCGGAUGACCGCGCGCGAGCUUAGCACGGAUAAAAUAUCAAAUAUUUCUUUGCAUACGGUACUUCUACCAUGGAUCAAGUUCUCGAGGAAAACGAACUUUUCAUCCGGAAUCCUGUGGCUAUCCAGGACACAUACACUGAUAUGCCUGAUUCUGAAUGGGCUAUUCUUUGUGCGAAGUAUAUAAACGAGUUUAUGCUUCAACAAAUGGUAGCUGUGAAUGAUCCUGCAGUUCAUGAUCGAGCAGCAUUUAUCAUUUCAUCUCUUAGGUCUCUGCAUUUCUCCCGACUUGGGAAACAUGUAGCAAAUGUUCCAAUUGGUAAGUAUUGUUGUACAUUAACAUUAUUUUCAGUUUGAAAUGAUCUCUAACUAGGUAACUAACGAACCAUCUAACACUAUCAGUAGAAACAUGUCUUGACGGCAAGUUUGUCCUGCGAUAUCUACGGUCAAAACCGAAUCGUGUCAAACUGUGGUCGCAAUAUAGUGUUGCAUUUAGCAAAGACAAGUUCACAAGCGAACAUCAAAUGUCAAAUCCCGUUGCAUUUACGAUUUAACAAAACGAAGGGGAUCUUAGCUGGGAAAAGGAUUCGAUAGGAUGCCUCAUCCUAAAACGAUUAUAUGUGCACAUGUUUGUGACAUGGAGAAUGAUAAAACCUGAGCGCAUCAAGUAGCUUUAUGUGAGUGACGUUCUUUGCGCGAUAAAACGUUAAAACAAACAAAGUUGGCCUGAUAUCAGGCAAAUGUCCUGCAUCAGGGCAAGACAUCGGCUUCCUUUGAGAUUUGUUCUCUAUGGUGUAAACCUCGGUGUUCGCUCGAACACUCGCCAUUUGAUAAUAUUCGGUGAAGCCGGGACAGAACAGUACGAAAUAUCACUAUAUAUUCAUAUUCCAGUUUUCAACUGUUGGGUAUGGUUAAGUGAUUUUAACUUAGGUCGUUAAGUUUGAGGAUAGAGGUGUGACUCUGAAUAGGGCUUUAUAAAAACUCUGAUUCUAACUUCUAACCAUCGGCAAUUCUUAAAAAAAAAUGCCAUGUUAUUGUAGAUGCACAAGCAAGAAAUUAUUUCUCAUAUUGUCCGUCUGUGUCUUUUACCUUACAGGAGACAUGAAUAGACUUGAUAUGAAAAAAAGUGUCAGGGAGUUUGCAGAGAGACUUUUAACUCUAACAAAGCAAGACGUUAGCGGCGCGGUUGCAGCAGGUCACGUGCAUGAGGAUGUACCAGCCGAAAACAAGCAGGAUAACAACGAGCCCCAUACGUCCACAACAGGAAGCGAUAAGCCAAAGGACCACCUGGCUACUAAUGCACCCCCAGUAGGAUCGGCAGCGAAGCAAGCAGUAGCAGCGAAAAAAGCAAGGCCUCUUGUUUCCACAGGUGCUUGUCCCGUAUGUGGUGAGCACAGGGCUCACUUGAAAGCCCAUCUCGCAAGCAACAAGCCUGGUCAUAAAUGGUCAGAAAAAAGGUAUCGCCAAUGGCUGUACGAGAAACAGUCCUGUACAGACCGACAUGUAAAGCACUUAUGUCCGAAGAAGAACUGUGACUGGGUAGGUGUUAAACUUGAGAGGCACCUAGAAAAAAGCCACAACAUUGAGCCAAAGAGUCACGUCAUGGCUAAAUUGAGAGGCAAAAGUGUCGUACUUUCUAAAAAGCAACUGAAGCAAGACCAAGAAGACAGCAGUGAAGAUGAAACGUCUCAUACACAAACUACCAAGAAACGACCAGCAUUGUUGCGUACAUCUGAUGUUGCAAAAAGUGUUGGUCUAGUCCAACACAAGAAAAAGAAGAUGAAGACAAGUGUCUCGGAUGACGAAAGCGACUCGGAUGACGACAGCGAGAGCCAGAUCCCCUAUGCCGACAAUAGUGAUGAUGAUGAUGACUGCGAUGAUCUCAGUAACGAGGAAAACGUCCUUUGUGCUAGAAACAGAAGCCAAAGCAUCGAGACAGUAGAAGAGCCCCAUGAAACUGAAAAAGAGGGAGAGAACCAAGAUAUGGCUUGCUUUGAAGUCCCUUUUGAAGGUGUAAGCGGUAGAGGUCCUUUCGGUCCUGAUUCCAAGCCGAGAAAUAGCUACGAAGUCUUUAUGCGAGGUUGGAAUAACCAUCUUGCCACCCCAGAUGGAACGGAGAAGACUGAUGUUAGGAUCGCUCAAAUGUGCAGCCAAGUUGACAAGAUAGCCAAGUCUAUCCAUCCUAGUCCUAAGGAUCUAUCUGUCUUUCUGGACAAAGACAUCGUCUAUAAGCGUUUUUUCAAAGCCAACAUCGAACUCAGGAAGACCGACAAGUCCCUUGGCUUGACAUGCAAAACGCUGUCAACGUACUCUACGAGCCUCGAGCGCUUUCUCAAGUACAUCAUCCCUCUACUUUACACGUCACUGUCCGCCGACAAACGAAAAGCACUGAAGAAACUGAGGGAUGUACAGCCAAGCUGGAGAGAGAGUUGGGGGAAGAGAAUAGCUGAAGAGCGCGCAGAGCGUGAGUGGGUGGCAGAGAAAAACCUACCUACUCUAGAAGAAGCCAAGUCCCUUCUAGAGUCAGAGCACGCACAGAAAAUGACGAAAAUGUUGACGAGCCCUAAGAAGUACAAGCUAGACCUCUGUGACGCCCAAGCAGCAAGGAAUUAUCUUAUAUACCUCAUCAAUAAUGAAAACACAAAUAGGGCCGGACCUGUGGCAGAGAUAAAACUUUCUACGUUCAAGAAAGGAAUUAUGAAGGAAGGCAAAUGGACCAUCCAUAUAGCCAACCAGAAAACAACAAAGACUCUUGGUGGCAUACUCAUCCAGUUUUCCUCCUCGCUGCAUCAUAUGAUCCUAAAAUACAUCGAGUAUUUUAGACCACUGAUGGCAGCAAAUGCAAAGACGAAUGAAGACGCGCUCUUCCUUAACCAAACUGGAACACCAUAUACGAACAGCCACGUUCACCACGCCCUCAAGCAGUUCGCCAUCAGAGCAGGCACUCUUAGACCAGAGAGUGUCGAGGGAUUUUGCUCUAGUAUGAUCCGCCAUGUUGUUGUGACUAACACACGUGGCCUUUCUUCACCAGAAAAGAACAAUCUUGCAAGCAAAAUGGGGCACUCAAGACGUACAGCGGAUCUCAGCUACAAUCUGAUUAAUAAAGUCAAAGCGGCAAACAACGCACAUGAUACAAUGACAAAUCUAUGGGAGGGAGCAAGCAGUACAGAAGGUAAUCAAGUUGAGGCUCCAGAAGAUGAGAAUAGUGCCGAGGAAGCCAAAGAAGAAGAGACUGGUGACCACAAGACAGAACAGGAUGACAAUGAGACAAAUACGAUUCCUCCAUCAGAAAACGCGAACCAAGCAAAAUUUGUGUCGGUUGGGAGGAUGCGGUCGCUCUUUUCUCAGGCAGAUACCAAGGUCCUGCAGGCAGCAUGCAACCAGCUUAUAACAAGCAAGAAAGCUCCUACGAGAAGCCAAAUACUCAGGCAGAUUCGAAGUGACGAGAGAGCCGCUUUAAUCAGCGCCAGAGAGGGAGAGGAAAGGACGUACCAGAAGGUCAAGGGCAUGCGCCACAAGUUCCAGAAUAGUACGAACACCCGCUAAAACACUGUUGUAUUGCGCCCAUGUGCAUUAAUGUUAAGUUCGAUUAGUUGUAUAACAAAUACAAAAUUGAUUAUCGUUACCAGUUCACAGUAUAGAUUAAUGACAUCCCUCGAACACGACAGUUACAUCUUAUAUAAACAAGCAUAUUACGUGAAAAUACAGUUAUUUAUAUAACAAAUAUAAAACAUGAUUAUCGUUACCUGUUCUCAGAUAAAUUGAUGAAUAUUCAGCAAGCUAUCGCAAGUCAUGAAACGUACUUUAUAUAAGGCCAAAGAUGCAAGGAGCCAUUGCAACCUAUAUAUAAAUUAGAUUUUUGUAGGAAUAUUGGAGGAAAUAAAUCUCUUCAUGUCUUCUCAA